UAGGCAAGGCAAAAGGCAAAGGCUGAAAGAGGGAGAGAGGAGGUGGAGGAGAGAUCCUUUCACACAUGCUCACAGAAUACAAGACCGGGGCUCCGAUGCGGUCUUUCGUGGACGCUGGGCUAAGUUGACGGACGUCCUCGUCACGUACCUUCUGCUUUCCUUCUUCUUCUUCUUCUUCUUCUUCUUCUUCUUCUUUGAUAGAAAAGAUAUAAGAGCAAGAGAGAGAAGUUGAGGAGGAGGAGGAGGAGGAGAUUUGGAUUUGGAGUUUUGAGGGAUAGAGAGAUGAGGGGAAGAGGGAACGUGGGGAGUGAGAAGAGGGUGUCGACUAGAUGGAUCCUGAUUCUUUGCAUUUCGAGUUUUGGGCUUGGGAUGCUCUUCACUAAUAGGCUGUGGGUAACACCGGAACCGGGCGGUCAUUUUAUAUCAAGGCGACGACAGGAGCAAGAACUCCAGAUUAUCUCUGAGGAUUGUACUACAAAACGGAAGCUUGGGCAGGAUAAGGAUAUAAUGGGGGAGGUGACCAAGACUCAUGAGGCCAUCCAAUCUUUGGACAAGACAAUAGCUACUCUGCAAAUGGAAUUGGCAGCUUCACGAAGUUCGCAGCAGAUCGGUGUCGAUGGUUCGCCAUCAAUCACAACCGCUACUCAACAACAAAGGCAGAAGGCCUUCUUUGUUAUGGGGAUCAAUACGGCAUUUAGCAGCAGGAAGAGAAGGGAUUCAGUCAGAGCUACUUGGAUGCCUCAAGGUGAGAAGCUCCAACAACUAGAGCGUGAGAAGGGAAUUGUCAUCCGGUUUAUGAUUGGUCACAGUGCUACAUCCAACAGCAUUCUUGAUCGGGCUAUUGAUUCAGAAGAGGCUCAACAUAAUGAUUUUCUCAGAUUGGAGCAUGUUGAAGGGUAUCACGAACUGUCUGCAAAAACUAAAACAUUUUUCUCCACGGCAGUUGCUAAAUGGGAUGCUGACUUUUACAUCAAGGUUGAUGAUGACGUACAUGUCAAUCUAGGUAUGUUGGCUGCAACCCUUGCCAAACAUAGAUCAAAGCCCAGAGUGUACAUUGGGUGCAUGAAGUCUGGUCCAGUUCUUUCUCAGAAGAGUGUUAAGUAUCAUGAACCUGAAUACUGGAAAUUCGGUGAGGAAGGAAACAAGUACUUCCGUCAUGCAACUGGACAGAUUUAUGCUAUCUCAAAAGAUCUUGCCACAUACAUCUCGAUCAACCAGCCUAUAUUGCACAAAUAUGCUAAUGAGGACGUAUCACUGGGUUCUUGGUUCAUUGGACUUGAAGUUGAACACAUUGAUGAUCGGAGCAUGUGUUGUGGAACCCCGCCAGACUGUGAGUGGAAAGCCCAGGCAGGAAAUGUAUGCAUAGCAUCAUUUGAUUGGAGCUGCAGUGGGAUCUGCAAAUCAGUGGAGAGAAUAAAAGAAGUCCACGAAAAAUGCGGAGAAGGAGAUGGUGCUGUUUGGGGUGCUAUUUAGUACACAGGACUUAGUGAGACCUUAGAAUUUUGCUGUAAAUGGCAACAAUCAUUGCUCAACUAGACUGCAGACAGGUUCAAGAUUAAGUUCUGAUAUCCCCUGAUGAUUGAAUUGAAAAACUAGAGUUAAAUGUGAGAUCAAAAAGCCAUUGGACCACAACGACAUAUCGGAAGGAGCUGCUUGUGUAUCAGAAACACUGUUUGUACUAGACUGCAGGUCCCAGAGAUCUGUUCAACAGACUAAUUUAUCACUUGAUUUUCAUUGUGGAAUAUGCAGCUUGUAGAGAAUGUGUAUGUUGUCGUAUUGGAAUACUACAAAUGUUUUAUCAACAAUUUUGUUCAGAGAGUUAUUGACAUUCGUUGAAACGGAAUCAAUAGAUUGAAGAUCUUCAUGGCU
This is a messenger RNA of Dioscorea cayenensis subsp. rotundata (Guinea yam), 1869 nucleotides long. Its product is annotated as beta-1,3-galactosyltransferase 7-like. The record is from RefSeq and is a predicted model, not a curated record. Gene Ontology annotation, cellular component: Golgi membrane. The coding region runs from base 283 to 1473 and encodes 396 amino acids. Gene Ontology annotation, molecular function: beta-1,3-galactosyltransferase activity. The transcript is spliced from 11 exons. NCBI's taxonomy places the organism in Eukaryota, Viridiplantae, Streptophyta, Magnoliopsida, Dioscoreales, Dioscoreaceae.